AGGGAGGGAGACGGUCGACAUUGAUGAUUUAACAAUGUUUCUGCUUGGAGUGGAAUACCCUAACCAUUACUACCUCUUUCUCCUGCAGCUCUUUAGGGUGGACCCUCGAUACAUCCUCUUCAUCCACCUGGUUCUCAACGAUAUCAUCCAGCUGUCGUUGUCUGGGCUUCUGGUCGUUAUCUGGUACAUCUUCAACACCAUCAACGUUUCUUUCUGCUGCCUCCUGCUGGUCAUCCCCAUCUGCACUACCCUCAACACCCCUCUCAACCUGGCCUGUAUGGCAGUGGAGUGCUAUGUAGCUGUGUGCUUCCCUAUGCGUUACCUACAGAUUUGCACUGUGAAGAGAACCUACAUCCUGAUAGGUUUGAUUUGGGGGGCGAGUGCCAUCUCCAUCCUACCCGACAUCUUCCUGCUCGUGAUAGUGGAGCCUCCAAGCUUCUUUCAUACCAGGGUUCUCUGCUCCCGGGACACAGUCUUCAGGAGCAGCAUCCAGAAGAGGAACACCUCCCAUAUCAUCUGUCUAGUUGUGGUCUGGCUAACCUUGUUCUUCACCUAUUUCAAUGUUCUGUUCGCGGCCAAGGCGGCCAACGCAGAUGUGAAGAAGGCGAGGAACACUCUGCUUCUGCAUGGCUUCCAGCUCCUGCUCUGCAUGAUGACUUACAUAAUGCCCCUAUUUCAGGCGGCCCUGCUGUACCUUUUCCCCCAGCAUUUCUACGACAUUACGUUCGCCUUAUAUGUCUUCAUUCAGGUCAUGCCACGCUUCCUAAGCCCCAUUGUUUAUGGAGUAAGAGAUAAGAAGUUCCGGAACUAUCUCAGUAGAUAUUUGAUGUGUGAAGUCAUCAUAAAAACCAAACCAAACCAUCACAAUCACAAAGCAGGAUUCUAAAUAAUAAAAGAAACAAGCAAAAUAUUACCGUUAUAGUAUUCCAGAUUUUCCAGAUACAAUUUUUUUUGUAUAGCGCAUUUCUUACACCAAGCAGUUCAAUGUGCUUUACAGAGAAAAA
Molecule: messenger RNA, 1004 nt
Organism: Gadus macrocephalus (Pacific cod)
Lineage: Eukaryota; Metazoa; Chordata; Actinopteri; Gadiformes; Gadidae
Product: odorant receptor 131-2-like
Exons: 1
Coding region: 35-886 (283 amino acids)
Biological process (GO): G protein-coupled receptor signaling pathway
Cellular component (GO): membrane
Molecular function (GO): G protein-coupled receptor activity
Source: RefSeq, a predicted model, not a curated record